AUGCGUCAAAAAAGUCGUAAGGAACAAAUCAAACCAAUAUCAUCUUCUGUUUGUUACUGUGAUGGUAGACGUGAAUUAGGUUCGUUGGAACUGUUUUGUGUCGGCUGCCGAAAGUGGUUUCAUGGACGAUGCCUCAGAGAUCUCACUGAAUUCUAUGGGCUGUCGUUUAUGGUGUGCUAUGUGUUCAAUUGUGCCGAAUGCAGUCCAAGCAAGAAGGAGACGUGGACACCGAAACAAGCGAAUUUCGCACACAUGUGUGUGACAGUGCUUGCGAAUCUGACCUAUCAGGCGAUCAAGAAGAAGGCCGACCAGGAGGGUGCUGCAGUCACGGGCACACUUCACGAGCCGGUUUUUUGCAGUCUCGAGGAAGAAAUUAUCCCAGUGAAGAACACUUGGCAUCAGACCCUACUGAAGACGCUGAGCAAAGAGACUGAAUUGUUCGAGGCAACGUCCACCGAAAACGGUCAUGCGUUCGCGCUGAAAGAACGAAAUCUGCUCGCCAUUGGACCCGUUCAUGAAGCUUUAAAACAGAUUGGUCGGAAUAAGGCAUCCGGGUCGUCGUCGCAACGCGAUUCCUCGAAAGAUCUGCUGGAUAAGUUGGAGGAUUCGAGUGAUGGACCGAAAACGAGAGGCUCUUCGAAGAGACGAAACGUUGACGGAGGAAACGCUUCUCUCAAGAAAACAAAAUUCACUGCAGACUAUUCAUCAACUCGUAUCGCCGGAAUUGCGUCGCCUAUUGAUUUUCCAUUCAAUCGAGAAGGUUAUCGCUACUAUUUGGUGGAAAAAGACUUGUGUGUCCCGAAUAGGGAGUUGCUAGAACAAGAAGAUAGCGGGUAUGCAAAACCAAUUCCAGCACAUAUCUACCGUGUUGUUGUGCAUCCGACGGUGACACUGUCACCGAAUGAUAGAGCUUAUCAGUUGAAACUGUCUGAGGAUCGCCUCUCGCUGACUGGCUUCGAAGGCUAUUGUGUGGCACGUGCAACACACGCAGUUGCGCACGGCACUUGGUAUUAUGAGGUGAUGUUCACGUCGCAGCCAGCCAAUUCACACAUUCGCAUUGGUUGGAGUCAAGCAUUGGGUAGGCAUUGCUCAAGUGAUUGCAGUUAUGUCUCGAUAAAUUUAUCAAGAUUAAACAUGUUUUCAGCACCUGUGCAAGCAUGUUGCGGUUAUAACAGUUUUUCGUAUGGAUGGCGGAGUCGUAAAGGAACGGUGUUUCAUCAAGCCAAGGGUAAACACUACGCGUCGAAAGGUUUCAAAGAGGGCGAUGUUUUGGGGUGUUUGGUCAGUUUGCCUCUCACUCCAGCCGAUCGUGAUUAUAAAUUUGCUAGCAGCAGUAACGUGCCUCCAUCAACCUCAUACCUACCGCCGUCACACAAAGAUUUGCCGCUGAUCAAUUUCAAACAUAAUUAUUUCUAUGAGGAAAAAGAGGAUCAGCAAGAAGCAGUGAAGAAUCUUCACCCAUUGAGUGGCAGUUAUAUAAAAUUCUUCCGGAACGGUCAGGAUUGUGGCGUUGCGUUCCGUGAUCUGUACGCUGGCUUCUAUUAUCCGGCUGUAUCGUUGUAUCAGAAUGCAACAAUCAAGUGUAAUUUCGGACCAACAUUCCGAUUCGCACCACCCAGAGGCGUUCGGGCAAUGUGCGAGAGGGUCGAAGAGGCCUACGUCGAGCAGACGCUCUCGGACAUUGUGUUUUUGGUCGAAAAUGAGAAGAAACUUGCCGAAGAAACUAAUGCUUAUCUGGCAUCGUGA
This is a messenger RNA of Anisakis simplex (herring worm), 1746 nucleotides long. Lineage: Eukaryota; Metazoa; Nematoda; Chromadorea; Rhabditida; Anisakidae. The record is from the annotation of a GenBank genome assembly.